Messenger RNA from Mugil cephalus (flathead mullet), 393 nucleotides. It is a transcript of the gene rps21, whose product is annotated as ribosomal protein S21. The transcript is spliced from 6 exons. Gene Ontology annotation, molecular function: structural constituent of ribosome. Gene Ontology annotation, biological process: endonucleolytic cleavage to generate mature 3'-end of SSU-rRNA from (SSU-rRNA, 5.8S rRNA, LSU-rRNA); endonucleolytic cleavage in ITS1 to separate SSU-rRNA from 5.8S rRNA and LSU-rRNA from tricistronic rRNA transcript (SSU-rRNA, 5.8S rRNA, LSU-rRNA); translation. NCBI's taxonomy places the organism in Eukaryota, Metazoa, Chordata, Actinopteri, Mugiliformes, Mugilidae. Gene Ontology annotation, cellular component: ribosome; cytosolic small ribosomal subunit. Bases 91 to 342 code for a protein of 83 amino acids. The record is from RefSeq and is a predicted model, not a curated record.
UUUUUUCAUUUCCGGGUCAGCGGUACUUCCUUUUCUGUCGGCCAUUUGUCGUACACGAUUUGUAGGCGACCAUCUGCACCACCGUUAAAAAUGCAGAACGAUGCUGGAGAAUUCGUGGACCUUUACGUCCCACGUAAAUGCUCUGCGAGCAACAGAAUCAUUGGGGCCAAGGACCAUGCCUCCAUCCAGAUUAACAUCGCUGAGGUUGACAAGGUGACCGGUCGUUUCAAUGGACAAUUCAAGACCUACGCCAUCUGUGGCGCAAUCCGCAGAAUGGGAGAGUCGGACGACUCCAUCCUGAGGCUGGCAAAGAAUGACACCAUUGUUGCAAAGAACUUCUGAGUGAGAUGAGAUGUGGAAACUUUGUAAAAUAAAAUGGGGAAGAAAAACCUA